GAUCAGCAUAUUCUUUGGUAAAAGGGACGACCAGAUAGAGUUGGAUUUCGAAAAAUUUCAAACGUCUGAAAUUAUUGAAAGUCUAGUGAGAUUUAUUUGUAUCGUUCGUACUCUAAACAAUCGAAAGAAAUCGAAAUACUUAAUCGUAGGUAUUGUGCGCCAAUUAACCAGCAAUGCCAUUCAUAAUUCCAUUCAAAAACUGUAUGCUGCCAUUCUGCAGUUUGUCUCACUUCAUCCACUUAAAUAUAGGAGAAGGCGACAAGCAGUCUGGCUGAGACACGGAGACUUUUUUAAGAAAAAGGUCCCUUACAACUUAUUCAUGAGGAACUUAAACUUUAAAUCACCAUCUCGUAUUUCAUUUCUUCCAUGGGAUAUCCCUGCCCACUUUUAGCUACCGAGUUGAGCAACCAACUUUUACUAAAACUUUUAGCCGUGGUUCGGUUAGUUUUACUUGUUGUUUUAAGGGUUCAUGUAACAAGGAAGUAAUAAUGGGCCCAGUGUGGUGUGCGGUAUGUUAUCCAUUUCAUUCAUUCAUUCAUUCAUGUUUCAGUAAAGAGCAGCCGAAAAACUGGAGGUGGUCAAGUCUCAACUUACUUAAAAAUCGGUUCAACAUAAAAGACAUAUCUCCCAACAUUUUACGACUCAGUCUCGCCUCAACUGGGACAAAGUUAAAACCAAGUUAAAAAUUUGACACUAAAUAUUUUACAGAGACGAUGAAUUCCUACUCCUCUUACUCGUCAUCGUCAUCCUUGAUGUCAACCCCACUGGGUGCAGAAACCCCCCUCAGCUACACCUCCCCCUACAACUAUCGUCACGACUUUCCUUCCCCCAAUCUCGCCUAUGACUGUUCCGUCAUAAACUCAGAAUCGGACUCGUCACACUUUGGGGAGGAAAGUUCCUGUCUAGCGGACGACGGAAGGUGCACCAAUGCCAAUCAGGGAACAACAGUGUAUUACACGAUUGACAAUUCUUGGAUGCAGAACGAAGAUAAUUCUCACCUUCCCCAAAACAAUAGUUAUUACGACGAGUACUAUUCCGAUCAGUACCACCCACGGGCACAUCAUAAUCAUUUUGGAGGGUGGUGGAACAAUAAUAAUAACAGUGAUGAUAACAACAAUAUUCAUAAUGUGUCGUCGUCGUGCCGUUCGUCGUCUUCUCAAUGUCAAAUUAUUAGUGGAAGUGAAAGUGUUUCGGCGGAGCAGGUCAGGAUUGGAGAUGGGAAUAGUGAUCCCAGAAGUGGGGCAAUUGAGACAAUAAUUAAUAAAAGUCGGGAUAAAGUUGUCGGGAUGGAGAAUCACAGUGAUUAUUAUAAUCAAAGGAAGGCAAACAAUAUGCUACGCCAAGGAAUUGUUGUGAAUGGUCAAUCAUCGUCCGGUUAUCAAGCCUCGGAUUCAGGAUCGACAGAAUCAACUCAGUAUUUUGGGAGGAUUUGUGGCGAUUCUGAGGAAGCAGAUUAUUGCAGAGAUGAUGAUUCGAAUUCCUCAGAUUCAAAGGGUCGAAAAGAAAGGACUGCUUUCACUAAACAACAAAUCCGAGAUUUGGAGAAAGAAUUUGGAAAUUCUAACUAUCUAACGAGACUUAGACGAUACGAGAUUGCCGUGUCGUUAGACCUCAGUGAAAGACAGGUCAAGGUUUGGUAUCAAAACAGACGAAUGAAACACAAGAGGACAAAAGGAGUCUCCAGUAAUACCAAAGGAAGAAAGGGGAAACUAUCGAGUAGCGAUUCAUCAGUGUAAUUAAUUAAGUUAGCAAUACCGAUAAUAGUUUUUUAAUAAUUUCCCUUAUAAACAUUCUUAAUCUCUCGUUUUAAUUAAUUCUAUUAACUUAUAGGCUGACAUAUGUUUGAUUUUUCGAGUAAUAAAUAAAAUUAGAUAAA
This is a messenger RNA of Folsomia candida, 1876 nucleotides long. Its product is annotated as homeobox protein Hox-A4. The record is from RefSeq and is a predicted model, not a curated record. The transcript is spliced from 4 exons. Gene Ontology annotation, molecular function: RNA polymerase II cis-regulatory region sequence-specific DNA binding; DNA-binding transcription factor activity, RNA polymerase II-specific. Gene Ontology annotation, biological process: positive regulation of transcription by RNA polymerase II. Gene Ontology annotation, cellular component: nucleus. Bases 714 to 1736 code for a protein of 340 amino acids. NCBI's taxonomy places the organism in Eukaryota, Metazoa, Arthropoda, Collembola, Entomobryomorpha, Isotomidae.